GAAAAAAUGUCUUCAACAAAUGAUUCUCAACAAUAUGAAUACAUUAAACGUGAAGAUGAAUUUAUCAAACGCGAAGAUGAAGAAAUGUCUGCAGAUGAGGAUUCAGAUAAUCGACAAAAUCCCAAUAAUUAUAUGCUACGAGAACAGGAUCGCUUCCUGCCCAUAUGUAAUAUAAUAAAAAUUAUGAAAAUCCCUGUACCAGAAAACGGUAAAAUUGCCAAAGAUGCCCGUGAGUGUAUACAAGAAUGUGUUUCGGAGUUUAUUUCAUUCAUUACGUCGGAGGCUAUCGAACGUAGUAUGUCGGAGAAUCGUAAGACCGUAAAUGGUGACGAUUUAUUGUAUGCCUUUGCAACAUUGGGCUUCGAUAAUUAUGUAGAACCUUUGGGUGUAUAUCUACAUAAAUUUCGAGAGGCAACAAAGUGUGAUCGUAAUCUACUAAGUGAAAAUACAAUGAUGCAAGAUGAUUCUUCCAGUGAUAUUCGUAAGACCUGAAAAUAAAACA
Musca vetustissima is the source of this 502-nucleotide messenger RNA. RefSeq lists its product as uncharacterized. Gene Ontology annotation, molecular function: protein heterodimerization activity; RNA polymerase II cis-regulatory region sequence-specific DNA binding; DNA-binding transcription activator activity, RNA polymerase II-specific. Gene Ontology annotation, biological process: regulation of transcription by RNA polymerase II. The transcript is spliced from 3 exons. Gene Ontology annotation, cellular component: CCAAT-binding factor complex. Lineage: Eukaryota; Metazoa; Arthropoda; Insecta; Diptera; Muscidae. Bases 7 to 492 code for a protein of 161 amino acids. The record is from RefSeq and is a predicted model, not a curated record.